CAAAAGAACCCUAGACAACACGAGAAUCAUUUCAUUUUCACUGUUCAUCUUCUCUCCGAUCUUUGUUGAUUCUCAAGAAGGAAGGAAGGAAAGGAUGAAGCCAGUGAUAGGCACAGUGGUAUCGAACAAGAUGCAGAAAUCAGUAGUCGUCGCCGUGGACAGGCUCUUCCACAACAAGCUCUACAAUCGCUACGUCAAGCGCACUUCCAAGUUCAUGGCUCACGACGAGAAAGACUCCUGCAACAUCGGCGAUCGAGUGAAGUUAGAUCCCUCGAGGCCGUUGAGCAAGAAUAAGCAUUGGGUUGUCGCUGAGAUUAUCAAGAAAGCUCGCAUCUAUUCUCCUCAAGCCGCAGCCGCUGCUAUUGCUGCUUCUGCAUCAACUUCCUCGGCCUCCAUUGCUGACUCUACUGCUCCAUCCUCUACCUCUUAAGAUCAGAGAGAAGGAAGUAACCAGAGGUUGAAGAGAGAAGAAGAAAGAGACAAGAACCAAGUCAAGAAAGCUAAUGUGGCUGCAAACUGGUAUCUGUUGCAGAUUGUUGGAGGGCAAACUGAUUCGUCUGAUCGCAAAAGAUCCACAACACUGGCUGCUGAUGAAGCUGAAGCCAACGCUAGAACAGACACCACCUUCAAACACAAAAAAAAUUGUCAAAGAUCAGAUCAAAAUAUUGGAGACUCCUUUCCCAGUAAGCGUUAGAAAAUGUAACUACGUUACCCAAUCACCAAUUGAGAUGGCGAGAAGGAUUCGUGGCUUUUGAAAUGGUUGGUUGAGAAGAACACAAUAGAUAUCUACCAUUGCUAGUGUCAGUCAGGUUCCAUGGUAUUAGCUAAAGCCAUGAUCGUCACCAAGUAGCUGAAGAUUAAAGUUAUUAGGGUUCGUUCAUGAUAUGUAAUCUGGAGUUGGGAUCUAUAUACAUUACCA
Brassica oleracea var. oleracea is the source of this 919-nucleotide messenger RNA. RefSeq names its product 30S ribosomal protein S17. Gene Ontology annotation, molecular function: structural constituent of ribosome. The record is from RefSeq and is a predicted model, not a curated record. The coding region runs from base 95 to 430 and encodes 111 amino acids. Gene Ontology annotation, biological process: translation. Gene Ontology annotation, cellular component: ribosome. NCBI's taxonomy places the organism in Eukaryota, Viridiplantae, Streptophyta, Magnoliopsida, Brassicales, Brassicaceae. The transcript has 3 exons.